Messenger RNA from Striga asiatica, 3546 nucleotides. The record is from the annotation of a GenBank genome assembly. Lineage: Eukaryota; Viridiplantae; Streptophyta; Magnoliopsida; Lamiales; Orobanchaceae.
AUGUUGAGUACUAGUAAAUGUCACGGAUGUUACAGAAAGAACAACCUGUUAAAUCACAUAGUUAGGACUAAACGAAAAAAAUACAUCAGCGACGAUUUCGGUUCACAUGAUCCUCCCGCAGAACUGUUGCUAUCACGCAAUGUACAUUGCUCCUCUUCGCCGGCCAUCGACGGAUCCACUCUAUCCAUAAAAGGGAAUGUCAUAUCAUCCGCAUCAUUGUGGGGAACAAAAUCGGGCUGUAACCACGCCGCCGGUGAUAUAACCCGGUUUUCGGAUCAGUUAGCUAUACUUGCCCAAGGCAUGGCAAGUAAUCCCCCAUCAUCUGGUUCACAGUGGCCACAUCCUGUAUCUGUAUCUAUGGCUCCUCAGAGUUUUAUUCCUCCCUAUCCUAUGCAAGUACCGAUGCAAUUCCGUCCUGCAGGACAGACACCACAAGGACAGCUAUUUAUUUCUCCACAAGGUACUCAGCAAUUUCAUCCAGCUGGACAAUCCCAAAAUCUUGUCAUGGCUCAAGGUCAAAAUCAACCACCUCAGUUUUCUCAGCCUUUGCAACAGUUUAUGCCACGGCCAGCACAGCCCGGCCAUGCUGUACCUCCUCAAUCAAGUAUGCCUAUGACAACAGGUGUUCCGCAGCCUCAACCCACUGGCCCGAGCCCAGGAGUUUCAUUUUCGUCAUCAUAUACUUAUGCCCCAUCUUCUUUUGGCUUGCCACAGAGUAGCAUCAGCAUGCCUUCUCAAUUCCAGCAUUCACCUCAGAUCUCUACACCUCUUGGUCCCACUGGGACACAACAACCUUGGUUACACUCAGGUCAGAGUACGCCAGUUGUGGCGCCAUUGCAGCAAGCAUUUACUUCUAGUGCAACUGUACCCGUUGUUAAUGGUUCUAGUGCUGUGCAGACUGCUUCUGAUUGGCAAGAAUAUGAGGCUGCUGAUGGAAGAAGAUACUAUUACAACAAGAUUACAAAGCAGUCCAGUUGGGAGAAGCCUGCUGAGUUGAUGACUCCAUUGGAGAGAGUAAACGCAUCCUCGAUUUGGAAAGAAUUCACUACUCCAGAGGGUAAAAAGUAUUAUUACAACAAGGAGACGAAGCAAUCUAAAUGGACAAUACCAGAUGAGCUGAAGUUGGCUCGUGAGCAGGCUGAAAAGGCUGCUGCUGGUGGAGGUCAAUCAUUAAUGAGUGUUAAUGUACCAACCGCUGCUAGUGGCACAUCUUCUGAACAGCCAUCUGGUACAGUGAACUUGGCCAGCUCCACCACAUCAAUAAUAACUGGAGUGACUUCAAGUCCUGCCCCAGCAACAUCCGUUGGUUCUGAUGCUAAUGCUCCUAAUGUUACAAUUUCUGAACCUGCUGCUGUGCCUGCAUUACAGAAUGCUACACCAGGUGCAUUUGGGGUGUCUGUGGGAGUAAGAGUGGCUUCCUCCUCUUCUGAAGUUCCUGGAAGUUCUGGUGUUCCAGCUAAAUCACCGAGCACUAUUUCAACGGCAAUGGCUAGCACGGACUAUCCAUCGUCCCAUGCUGGAGUUAGUCCUUUGGUUGGAGCUUCUAUCCAGGAUACUGAGGAUGAAAAUAAAGGAACAAGCCUUGGUGGAAAACCAAAUGUUACACCAGCAGAAGAGAAAGCGAUAGAUGAUGAAACCGUAGAAGCCAAAAGUGCAUUCAAAGCAUUAUUAGAGUCUUCAAAUGUUGAGGCUGAUUGGACUUGGGACCAGGCUAUGAGAGUGAUAAUUAAUGACAAAAGAUAUGGUGCUCUGAAAACCCUUGGUGAACGAAAGCAAGCUUUCAACGAGUAUUUGAUGCAACGGAAAAAAGUGGAAGCUGAGGAGAGACGUCAGAGGCAGAGAAAAGCAAAGGAGGACUUUAUGCAGAUGCUAGAAGAAUCUGAAGAACUCACAUCAUCCACAAGAUGGAGCAAAGCAAUUACAAUGUUUGAAGACGAUAAACGGUUCAAAGCUGUUGAGCUGGAAACAGACCGCGAGGAUCUCUUUAGAAACCAUUUAGUGGACUUGCAUAAAAAGGAGAAGGCAAAGGCUCAAGAGGAGUACCGGCGGAAUAGGCAGGAAUUUAGGCAAUUUCUUGAAUCAUGUUCAUUUAUCAAGGUGGAUAGCCAAUGGCGUAAGAUUCAGGAUCAACUGGAAGAUGACGAAAGAUGCACCCGCCUUGAUAAAAUAGAUCGGCUGGAUAUUUUUCAGGAUUAUAUCCGUGACUUGGAGAAGGAAGAGGAUGAGCUGAAGAAGAGGCAAAAGGAACAAUUGAGACGCACUGAGCGAAAAAAUCGCGAUGCAUUUCGCAAGAUGAUGGAAGAGCACAUUGCUGAUGGCACUCUUACUGCUAAAACCCACUGGCGCGAUUAUUGCCAGAAAGUCAAGGACAAUGAUGCAUAUGAGGCUGUUGCCUCAAAUAUUUCUGGUUCCACCCCUAAAGAUUUGUUUGAGGAUGUUGCGGAAGAAUUGGAGAAAAAGUACGACGAAGAUAAAGCACACAUAAAGGAUGCUUUGAAGCAGGAAAAGAUUACAGUUGCACCAACGUGGAACUUUGAAGACUUUAAGUCUUCAAUUGAAGAGAGCGUUGGCAGCCUCUCGAUAUCUGAUAUCAAUUUGCAGCACAUAUGCCUUUUGCAAAUAGUUUUCCUGGUGAGUUUUCUUGUUAUUGAAAUUGAAAGAGUAAACGUUAGAUUACAAGUUCUUUUAGAAGUUUCAAGCUUAAGCGUGGGACCGAAAAGUUCUGUUAAUACUCUAGCAGUAGAUGCUAGAAAAAUCUAUAAGUUGGCUGUUGCAUUACUAUUCCUCAGUCAUGUUUUUGGAGUGAAAUUGCAGCUUGUAUACGAGGAUCUAAUUGAUCGCGCUAAAGAGAAACAAGAGAAAGAGGCGAAGAAGCGUAAACGUCUGGCCAAGGAUUUCACUGAUAAACUGAGCACCGUUAAGGAAAUAACUGUUAUGUCUACUUGGGAUGAAUGCAAAGAACUUGUCGAGGACAGUUCAGAGUACAGGUCCUUGGGAGAUGAAAGCUUGUGCAGGGAGAUAUUUGAUGAAUAUAUAUCUCGCUUACAAGAGAAAGCAAAGGAAAAGGAUCGCAAGCGGGAAGAUGAAAAGGCCAAAAAGGAGAAAGAACGAGAGGAAAAAGAAAAGAGAAAGGACAAAGAUAGAAGAGAGAAAGAGAGGGAGAAGGAGAAAGAAAAGGACAGAGACAGGGACUGGGAUCGUGAGAGAGAGAAGAAAGAUGGUUCAAGAAAGGAUGAAGAUGUCGAUAAUACGGACAAUUUGGAAAGUUACGGCCACAAAGACGAGAAAAGAAGGGAAAAGGAUCGAGACAGAAAACAUAGGAAGCGCCGUCAGAGCUCGGUUGAUGAUGCGAGUUCUGACAGAGAUGACAAAGAGGAGACCAAAAAGUCCAGACGACAUGGCAGUGACCGUAAAAAGUCAAGAAAGCAUGUAUAUUCGCCUGAAUCAGAUAGCGACAGUAAGCACAAGCGAAACAAAAGGGACCACCGAAAAAGUGGUGGUCAUGAGGAGCUUGAAGAUGGUGAGCUUGGUGAAGAUGAUUUGUAA